AUGUCAGAAGGGGAGAGCAAGGACAGCUCGGGCAGCGAGUGUCCCGUGUGCUACGAGAAGUUCCGCGACCUGGACGGCGCCAGCCGCACCCUGAGCUGUGGCCACGUGUUCUGCCACGACUGCCUGGUCAAGUACCUGCUCUCCACCCGCGUGGACGGCCAGGUGCAGAGGACCAUCGUCUGCCCCAUCUGCCGCUACGUCACCUUCCUCAGUAAGAAGAGCUCCCGCUGGGCUUCCAUGCUGGACAGGAGCUCCCAGACCUUGGCCGUGCCCGUGGGCCCCCUGGCCGCCUCCCCGACGGCCUGGAGGCCGCCCCCCAGCCAGGGCGCCCAGCUCCCCUCGGACCCGCCGCCCGGCCUGGCCCGGGAGCCCCAGGUCUUCGUCAUCAGCCGCCACGGGAUGCCCCUGGGUGAGCAGGACAGCGUGCUGCCCCAGCGCAGCCUGGCCGAGCUGUCGGAGGCCUCGCCGGCCCCCAGCUCCCGCCGGGCCUUCUGCUGCCGCUCGCGGGCCCUGCUACUCAUCACCCUCAUCGCCGUGGUGGCCGUGGUGGCCGCCAUCCUGCCCUGGGUGCUGCUGGUGAGGAAGCAGGCCUGA
Panthera uncia (snow leopard) is the source of this 594-nucleotide messenger RNA. RefSeq names its product ring finger protein 222 (gene RNF222). The coding region runs from base 1 to 594 and encodes 197 amino acids. The record is from RefSeq and is a predicted model, not a curated record. The transcript has a single exon. NCBI's taxonomy places the organism in Eukaryota, Metazoa, Chordata, Mammalia, Carnivora, Felidae.